AUGGGCGACCCUCAAUUCGCCAAAUAUCCCGACCUCCAGCUGUCACAGCACAUCUUCCAGCUCACGAAUCCCUCGGCCUCCAAACAAGCAAAACAGUCUGCCUUGAAGUCGGUCCAAGAUGCCAUCACCGAGAACAAGAUGGCGCCGCUCUACCGCUAUCUCGCUCAUCCCACCGAUGGCGUCCUGAAUGCAACAGGCGAGGGCAGCGCUGAGCAGCCGACCAAAAACCGGAGACCUUCAGCGAGCUUAGCGACUAUGCUCGCCACACGGAAUCCAUCAUUAGAGGUGCCCCUGUCAUGGGACGAGAAGCUAUACGAGAGCCUCAAGGCAGAUAGUGAGAAGGAGCUCGAGGCGAUACAAAAGGAGGAGGAAGAGGCCGAAGAGAAGGCAGGCGAGACCGAAGUGCAAGCUGCGCGGGGAAAGCGAGCAGAGCUCUACAACCGCAUAGGUGACAAGGACAAAGCCAUUGCCAGCUACGAGGCCAUCUUCGAGAAGACGGGCAUCCUAGGCACCAAGAUUGACCUCGUUCUUGCCAUAAUACGCGUGGCCCUCUUCUUCGGCGACAGGAUACUGGCAAAGAAGUCGAUUGACCGUGCCAGCGCACUGGUAGAGAGCGGUGGUGAUUGGGAUCGCCGCAACCGUCUCAAGGCCUACACUGGACUGCACUACCUCACCGUCCGAUCACACUCGCAAGCCGCGCCCCUUCUCCUCGACAGUCUGUCUACGUUCACAAGCUACGAGCUAUGCAGCUACUCGAACCUCGUCGUCUACGCCAUUCUUGCCGGCUCCGUGUCGCUUAAGCGUGUAGACUUCAAGUCAAAGGUGGUAGAUGCCCCAGAGAUCAAGGCCAUUGUUGGCACCUCAGAAGAGAAGCUCUCUGCCAUUACUGGGCAGACCUCGGCAGGACCCUCAGCCGGUGACGAAGAGAUGGCGGAUGCUUCAGGCUCAACAGCAACCCCAGUACCGACACUCGUCAACCUCACCACUCUCGGCGGCCAACAAGAGAAGGAGGUACCAGUAGACUUCACACCGCUGUCCAAGCUUGUCAAGAGCUUGUACGAGGGCGACUACAAGAGCUUCUUCGGCGCUCUGGGUGAGGUGGAGACCAACUUCCUCAGCCAGGACCGCUACAUGUACGAGCAUCGCGGCUGGUAUGUCCGUGAGAUGCGUCUGCGAGGAUACCAGCAGCUCCUGCAAUCAUACCGUGUUGUAGGUCUGGAGAGCAUGGCCAAGGACUUUGGCGUCACCGUCGACUUCCUCGACAAGGACCUUGCUCGAUUCAUCGCUGCGGACCGCAUACCCUGCACAAUCGACCGCGUCAAGGGCAUCAUUGAGACGAACCGACCCGACGACAAGAACAAGCAGUAUGCGGAUGUGGUCAAGCAGGGUGACCAGCUCAUCACCAAGCUACAGAAGUACGGCCAAGCCGUUAGGUUGAGGGGCAGUGAGCGUGGAUAGUUGUCUGGAAGCGGUGCAUGUGUAUGAUGUAGACUUAGACGAGACCAGGUCGAAUAUAGCUGAAUGAAAGCUGCAAGGCCCGCGUCGCAUUGCCAAAUACGCGUUUCGGCCAUAGCUCCGAUAUCCCCGCGUCGCAGCAUGCCGCCAUGAAUGUGCGGUGAGAUAAG
Molecule: messenger RNA, 1625 nt
Organism: Pyrenophora tritici-repentis Pt-1C-BFP
Lineage: Eukaryota; Fungi; Ascomycota; Dothideomycetes; Pleosporales; Pleosporaceae
Product: RPN7, 26S proteasome regulatory complex component, contains PCI domain protein
Biological process (GO): proteasome-mediated ubiquitin-dependent protein catabolic process
Cellular component (GO): proteasome regulatory particle
Source: RefSeq, a predicted model, not a curated record